AUGAAGGUCUCGGCCUUACGACGCUUUUGGAAAACAGUGAAGAAGGAGCGGUUGUCUUUCAUCAACGACCUGACGGAUAAGUUCCAGAUUUCAUUCGUGGAAGCGUACGAGAAGAGGGAGUUACCACCUAUCGAUUUCGACGAUGUUGUGUCCUAUGACUGGCCGCUGUUGUUGAAAUGGACCGUCGGCCUUACAGUCCAAGAUAUUGUCCUGCCCGGCACUCGAAAGGAACUAGGCGAUGACUCUUGCAUACAGACUUUUGCUACGGAAAACCGAGACUGGCGCGAGUCGUACCAUCAUUGGCAGAGAUCUGUCUUCAACAAGUUCCAGGACGCAACUUCCGAAGCGGCCACGGUCACCUUAAAUCGGUCAUCGGAGCAGCCGUUGCCGAAUUUGAUGGGCAUCGCCCAAUCGUGGAUACGGGCUCUCUGUUGCACUCCAAUUCAUCGGUACACUGCGAUGGAUAUCAAGAACAAAUUCCUGAGCCUUGGCGGGCAGAGCGAAACUUAUAUCAAUGAGCUCCUAGAGAAUGCUAUUAUCGAUCUAGAGCGAGCUAAAAUUGCAAUCAAGAACAAGAGCAGAGCUCUUGCGACAGGCCGGCCGUAUAGACUCAACGACCACUUUCUCAAGCAUCUUGAUCGGUAUGCUCAGGAGGAAAAGUAUGCCCUGGCGAGCAGCUUCAAGGCCCAACUGGAUGAGACAUUUCGUAGGGGAGAGAUUUUCAGUGUUCCCUACCUGACCAACGACGGAAUGAUUUUGGCCACCUUGAAUCUCCAGGCAUAUGGUCGAAUCAGAGUUAACUCCGUUGGCCAGCCAGACGUUCCAUUCGGCUUCGAACCUGGGAACUAUGAGACUAGAAAGUUCCCGAAGUCGUAUUUACACUGGGGCCUCGAGAUCUCUCCAACAGAGAAUUACCUAUUUGACGAGGACAUAGAUGCACUGGGUGUCGCCAAGCAGUCUGUGCUCCCACGCGAACUUGGCGAUAGCAGAUUGCCAUUGUGGUGUGAUUUCUUCGGUGUCUUAGACAAUGAGCGCUGGGCCAAGUUCCUUGGGUCCGUCUUCUUUAUGCUCGCCACUCGAGGAAACAUGGAUGCCGAGGCUGUCAGCAUGGCCCUUCAGCCGUGUGUUGAGGUCUUUGAGGCUGAGGCCAUCAUGGGCUGGGCGAGGGAGGUUGGGCUUCUGCAGGAAGUGACAACUGGUGGAGGCUUGACUGUCUGUGAAUGGUGGUGGUUAGUCGUCGGGCGCCAGAUUGACAGAGAAGGUGCCAAGUAUGAGGGAGGAGAAGAGUUGCAGGAUGAGAUGUGA
Molecule: messenger RNA, 1305 nt
Organism: Phaeoacremonium minimum UCRPA7
Lineage: Eukaryota; Fungi; Ascomycota; Sordariomycetes; Togniniales; Togniniaceae
Product: putative tfiiic transcription initiation factor complex subunits tfc3 protein
Exons: 1
Coding region: 1-1305 (434 amino acids)
Source: RefSeq, a predicted model, not a curated record